Lindgomyces ingoldianus is the source of this 447-nucleotide messenger RNA. RefSeq lists its product as uncharacterized. The coding region runs from base 125 to 364 and encodes 79 amino acids. The record is from RefSeq and is a predicted model, not a curated record. Lineage: Eukaryota; Fungi; Ascomycota; Dothideomycetes; Pleosporales; Lindgomycetaceae. The transcript has a single exon.
GCAGCGAACACUGAAACCAGCUCAGAAGAAGCUCAAUUGACGGAUGCGGGUAUAAGCUCUCCUAUUAUAUUCAGUCGGACACCGAAAGACGACCUCCUCAUAACCACCUUGGCCCUCUAACACCAUGUGCGUGAGACCGCUUGGAAGCUGCGGAGAUUGUACUCCGGAAAGCCACCCGGCGACAAAAAGCAAAAAAUCACGCGCUGUCCCAACCACGCACCGAGCAACACGGCUUGCAGCCCAAAAGGAAUAUGACCUGAAGGAACUGUGGUGUGCGUUCGUACGGAGCCACCAGAGGCCUGCAGCCAGUGCAAGGCAAAGCAAUGCACACGAAAGCAGCCCGCAUGAAAUGCUUCAACGCUGAAAGCCACGACGCGAGCAACCAACAGAGCAGGGUCCAGAUCAGGGAGGAAAACAUUAGAAUGGAAAAGUGGGGGACGGCGGUUG